ACUGGGUGGACAUGAGUCUGAGUAAACUCUGGGAGUUGAUGAUGGACAGGGAAGCCUGGUGUGCUGUAGUCCAUGGGGUCGCAAAGAGUCGGACUUGACUGGGCGACUGAACUGAACUGAGGAUCACUUGCAGAUCUUUUCAAACUCUGACUCCUCAGAGGGAGGCCCGGGCAUCAAUAUGUUAAAGCUCGUCAGGUGAUUCCGGCAUGCAGCUACUGUGAAUCCCUACGAUGUCUCCAACGAGGGUCCUUCCAGUAGUACCAUGGAAGGCAGGCUCCUGUAUGCUCAAAAUGUCGGGAGUCCGCACUGCUGCCCAAUCAAAUACACGUAUAUCCUGGGUUCUUCUCUCUUAAGCAGAAAAAUGUGCACAUGCACAGCCCCAUCCUCGGACCCAAACUCUGCGUCUCUCCUGCCCAAACUUUACAACCAACAGUUAACAAACAACCUGAAGCAGAAACAAGGCCCUUCGAAGGGUCAGAAGACUAGAAGUCCUCAGGAGGGGUGAGUCCCAAGGCUGAGAGAGACAUAUUUCCUUAGGACGGUCCUCCCAUCGGAGGACCGGAGGGACGUGACAUCACACAUAAGCAGUACUUCCAGGGGGAACACAAGCCUCACAAGCAUACACGACCGGUUGCUUUUUCACGAUCAAGCUGCCGUCCUAGCACGGAGGAUUCGGUCCAGCGCCGCCAACUCGUCUCACACGGGUACGCUUGCGCAGAUCUUUGAGGUCAUAUUAAAGCGCUCCCACCGCUGAGACUUCUGGGAAAUGGAGUCGGCCAGGGCCAGGCUCUGGUCGGGAGCGUGGGCGUCAGAACUCUGCGCAGGCGCACUGCUCUCCCGACCCGAAGAGGCGCCGUCUUCCUGGGUCCCGAGCAGUCUGUGCAGGAGGACUCGGCUCUUCUCUGCAAGGAGAGCGCACUGGAGGGAAUGGCUGCUGUGUCUCUGACCAGAUGCCAGCAUCCUCCAAGCUGUUGUCAUGUAUGACAGUUUUGUCUGGUCCAUGUAAGAGAAGGAUUAUGAAUAAGGGAGAACAUGAUUGUGUUUCCAGGACCCAGUGACAUUCGAGGAUGUGGCCAUAGUUUUCACAGAUGAAGAGUGGAGGCAUCUGGUCCCUACUCAGAGGGACCUCUACAAGGAGGUGAUGCUGGAGAACUACAAGAGCAUCGUCUCAUUGGGGCUUCCAAUACCUGGACCUGAUGUGAUUUUUCAGUUGAAGAGAGGGGAUGAGCCUUGGCUAGUGGAGUUUCAUGGAUUUGAGGGGAAAGAAGGUGCAGAGAAUGUCUCUUUAGAUUGGGAGACUAAGCCUGAGUUUCAAGGUGCUUCAGAAGAAGAAAAAUUAGAAGGAUCAUUGAAGGAAAAGCUUGGAAGAAAAGGUUCUCCAUCUCCUAAAUUUGAAGUUUAUGCACUGGAUGGCAGGUUGGGAACAGAGAAGGAAAGCCCUACAGUUGAGGCCUGCAAGAAACCCCCUUCUCUGGAGGAAAGCUUGCGGCACAGGGCAACCCCUCCCAAGAAAAUUCUCACUAAAGAGAGAGACCAGGAAUGCAGCAACUGUGGUAAGACCUUUUUUGACCACUCCUCCCUCAUCCGCCAUCAGAGGACUCACACUGGUGAGAAGCCCUAUGACUGUCCCGAGUGUGGGAAGGCCUUCAGCCACAGGAGCAGUCUCAGUAGACACCUGAUGUCGCAUACAGGAGAGAGCCCCUACGAGUGCAACGCCUGUGGGAAAGCUUUUUUCGACCGUUCGUCCUUGACUGUACAUCAGCGAAUUCAUACUGGAGAGAAACCCUUCAAAUGCAGUGAGUGUGGAAAAGCCUUCUUUGACCGCUCGUCCCUUACCCGCCACCAGAGGAUCCAUACUGGAGAAAGUCCUUAUGAAUGUAACCAGUGCGGGAAAGCCUUUAGCCAGAAAAGUAUUCUUACGCGACACCAGCUAAUCCACACGGGCCGGAAGCCGUAUGAAUGUAAUGAGUGUGGGAAAGCCUUCUAUGGGGUCUCGUCACUGAACAGACAUCAGAAAGCCCAUGCUGGAGAGCCUCGCUACCAGUGCAGUGAGUGUGGGAAGGCUUUCUUUGACCGCUCCUCCCUGACUCAGCACCAGAAGAUUCACACUGGAGACAAGCCAUAUGAAUGCAGUGAAUGUGGGAAAGCCUUCAGCCAGAGGUGCCGGCUCACACGACACCAGAGAGUUCACACAGGAGAGAAGCCGUUUGAAUGCAGUGUGUGUGGGAAAGUCUUCAGUUCUAAAUCAUCAGUUAUUCAGCAUCAACGGCGUUACGCCAAACAGGGAAUAGACUGAGUGGAGCGAAAACUUUAGUCCAAGGACCUCCACGAAAACUCAAGACCCCUCUUAAAUCCAUCACCUGGUCAUCACACCUAUGCUGGCUACCCCCUCCUUUUUCUGCCUCUCUGCACCCACAGUGUUUGAAGGAACACUGUCCACCCACUGUGUUACAGAGUUGAUGUGGGAUGCCAGAAAUUAGCAUGUGACUUUAAAGAGUCAGCAUCCUGAAGACAUUUGUCAGACACUAGGGACAAAGGUUAGGAGGCAAUCCUCAGACAAACAUCUUGUCCGAAGCCCCAGGCAUCAGUGCACUUUAUGUAACUGGAGGCCACAGCUGGACAGGAAAGGCACACUUAUGUCAGAGCAGCACUGUUGUUUCCAGAAGUUCUUUUUUUAUAGCCGUUAGUCCCUCUCUCUCUCGGAGGAUUUUGGGCACUGACCUUGUCCUGUUGUGUGCCAGCAUCUAGAUCUCUUAAUACUACUACUAGUAGCUAGCACUUAUUGAGCGCUUAUUAUGGAGUAAGCACUCAGCUGAGAGUUUUGCAAGGAGUAAAUCAUUUGGUCCUUUCAACAACCCUCUGAAGUAGGUACUGUUACUCCCCACAAUUUACAGACGAGCAAACUGAAGUUUAAAGAGAUUAAAUAACUUGUCCAACGUAACGGCUAGUACAGGGAAAGUCAGGUCUUGAAUACAGGGCUCCCUUCAAAAUCUCUUUACCAUGAGGCUAUAAGGUUUGCUUUAUAAUUUAUGUAUGUGUAUUAUCUGCUAAACUAGAUUGUACACAGAGGCCUGACUUACAUGUCUUUGUAUCUCACACAGUGCCUUGCAAAUAGGUGCUCAAUAAAUAUUUAUCUGAAUUAAUAA
Molecule: messenger RNA, 3146 nt
Organism: Cervus elaphus (red deer)
Lineage: Eukaryota; Metazoa; Chordata; Mammalia; Artiodactyla; Cervidae
Gene: ZNF2
Product: zinc finger protein 2
Exons: 5
Coding region: 1142-2296 (384 amino acids)
Biological process (GO): negative regulation of transcription by RNA polymerase II
Cellular component (GO): chromosome
Molecular function (GO): DNA-binding transcription repressor activity, RNA polymerase II-specific; chromatin insulator sequence binding
Source: RefSeq, a predicted model, not a curated record